Nilaparvata lugens (brown planthopper) is the source of this 1496-nucleotide messenger RNA. Its product is annotated as integumentary mucin C.1-like. NCBI's taxonomy places the organism in Eukaryota, Metazoa, Arthropoda, Insecta, Hemiptera, Delphacidae. The record is from RefSeq and is a predicted model, not a curated record. The transcript has 2 exons. Bases 565 to 1158 code for a protein of 197 amino acids.
ACCGAACAAACUGCUGACUUUACUUUUCUACACUACACCACAGAGAAAAAAGAAUUCCUUAGAAUAAGAUAGAAUUAAAAGAUAGAGUUCCUUCUACUUUGUGACUACACUAAACCGGCUACACAACCUAUCGCUACGAGCUCUCGCACAAUACUGAUUACAGAAAUAUUGAGCAUGAGCAUAUUAUUUUUAAUUAUCUUUAGUAUUGCCAAGUCACUUGGGAUCUUGCCAACAGCCCAAGUUCUAAACAAGAAAAUAUUUAUGAUGAAUGCUUCAUAUUAUUACUUGGAAAAAUGCCAAUCGGAGGAGAAAACUACCAAAGGAAGCCUCUUUUCGGAACAAGAAAUUUCGAUUUGACUCCAACACUUAGCAAUUUAGCAACCGUCUAAGCAUUGCACCUGUACAAUUUGAAAUUAGUUCAGCAAUCAUACUUCUGGUUUUUGACUGGUUUCUGGUUUCAGGCUGCUGAUGCAGCUGCUCUUCGACCAACAUCUGCUUGACAUUCAGACAAGAUGAGCAAUUAACUCGGACCACAAUCCAGUUAUCAAUCAUCAUUCUUCAAUCAUGGUGGCUACAAGCAUGUACCAAGCAGCGCUCUACCUUGUGCUACUACUCAGUGCUAGUGCAUUGGAUCCAAAGUACAGGACACAGGAAUUUCUCACUUCAAGGGAACAUGGACUGGAUACAUCAAACAUCCAUCAUAUGCAACAGUGCCUGCUAACAUCAGGGAUUCCUGCUCUACAUGGUAAUCAGUCAGCAAUCGAUCAAAUGUACAUCGAUAUCAGAGACUGGUACAUGAAUAUGGCUGGGGAACGAGCUGUGGUGGGAUCUCUCUGCAAACGAGUCCACUGUGUAUACAAUCUGCACACCUGUCUUCACCCUACAUUCACAUCGUUGGACUUUCUGGAAGUGGUUGUUGUAAGGUCAGUUGAGGUCUGUGCACCGUACUGUGAAGAACAAGCAUCCAUUGUUAUUACUACUCCAGUGAGUACUGCAAUUGCUACAACAACUCUUGCUGCUAUCAUCACAACUACUCAAGCUAGUACUACAACUCCCGCUAGUACUACUCCAACUAGUACUGCUGCUACUACAACUCCUACCACUGUGCCAGACCCAGUAACAACAUCAGCCUGCAGUGGAGCAAGUAGACAUGCGUGAGUGUGGAGACUGUCUACUAGUAACCAGCAACCAAUGGAUCAUACAACCAUUCCUAAACUUUGGAGAUAAGGACCUGCCUGAACCGUUUGGAAUGGCUCAAAACUUCUUGAAGACAUUGACAUACAUCUUCCACGACGCUGAAGUAUCAAGCUGCUGCACCGAUCUAUGCGAGGGAGCAGUCAUCUUGAAAUUCAUGUUCAGCAGAGGAUUUUGUGAAAUAAGCAAUCGACUAGGAGAUUUGUAUCACUGGAUAGUUCUUGAUAUAUUGGACUGAAAUAUUAUCUUUGUGCACUAUAUAUAUAUUUUCAUGCAUACACUGUAAAUAAACAUCAAGUAAU